Molecule: messenger RNA, 357 nt
Organism: Exophiala xenobiotica
Lineage: Eukaryota; Fungi; Ascomycota; Eurotiomycetes; Chaetothyriales; Herpotrichiellaceae
Exons: 3
Source: RefSeq, a predicted model, not a curated record
GUAGUGGCUUGCCCGGCGUAUCCAACAGAACGACAGCUCGCGGCCAUUAUCCUCGAAGGUCUCGCCUACUUAUCCUCGAUGGGAUUGCAGCACGGCUCAUUGACAUGCUCGAAUGUACUUCUGAAGCCGAGCGGAGAGAUCGUCUUAGCAAACCAGGAGUGCUACCGCACCACCAACGCACCCGACACGACCGACGUCAGAGCCGUCGGAUGUAUCGCGAUGGAACUGAUGCAGAAGUAUACAAAAGACGACGGAGCCAUAGGCAUCGAGAACCUCAAUCGAUGGCCUGUAAACUCCACACCCGUGAGAUUUUUGUCGAUGACUACAUCUGCAGAGUCGGUAGGAGAGUUACAACAG